Messenger RNA from Linum tenue, 2357 nucleotides. The record is from the annotation of a GenBank genome assembly. Lineage: Eukaryota; Viridiplantae; Streptophyta; Magnoliopsida; Malpighiales; Linaceae.
GAAAAACCCUGCGAACAAAUAAUCGGAGGGAAAAAAGGAGAAGACCGAACUCGAGCUUUUGCAUAACGAUGGCGGCUCACAAGGAAGACAGCAAAAAAUUGAAGAGGAAGCAAUCUCCGGCGUCCAAACCCGGCCGGGACGGCUCCUCCACCAAAAAGCCGAAGUUGGGCAGCUCGAAGGUUGACGAUAAUAACGGGAAGAAGCCUUUUAAGCCAGUGAAGAAACAUGCGAAGUCCAGUCAUGGUGAAGAUAGUAAACAGACGAAGGAGCCGCUAUCCAAGCGAGAUCGCCGAAUCGAGGCUAAGGAGUUGGCUGAGGCGAGGAAGAUGAAGAGGAAAAGGCACUACAGUUUGGAGCAAGAGCUUGCCAAGCUAUGGGAGAAAAUGAGAAAGCGUAACAUAGCCAAGGAAGAUAGAUCCAAGUUGAUUAGCGAAGCAAUACAGAAGAUGAAAGGGAAGAUACCUGAAAUUGCUACUUCUCAUGUUUCUUCUCGUGUUCUUCAGACUUGUGUAAAGUAUUGCUCGCAGACUGAGAGGGAUGUUGUGUUCAGUGAGCUGAGGCCGCAUUUCCUGAACUUUGCUUGCAACCCGUAUGCAGUUCAUCUCGUCAAGAAAAUGUUGGACAGUGCUUCCAAGAGGCAGCUGGGAGAUUUCGUCUCCUCCCUCCGCGGGCAAGUUGCUUCUCUUCUUCGCCACAUGGUUGGAUCAGUUGUUGUUGAGCAUGCAUACCAAGCUGGUAAUGGAACUCAAAGACAGGAGCUUUUGCUGGAGUUAUAUUCCACCGAGCUCCAGUUGUUUAAGGAUCUUUCCUUAAUCAAAGAGAGCAGGUUGGUGGAUGUCAUCGCUAAACUGAACCUUCAGAUAAAUUCAGUGUUACGACAUAUGACUUCUGUGAUUCAACCAAUUCUUGAGAAGGGAAUUGUUGACCACUCUAUCAUACAUCGGGUGCUUAUGGAGUACUUAAGCAUAGCUGAUAAGUUCUCUGCAGCCGACGUUCUCGAGCAAUUGUCCGGUCCACUUCUUGUUCGAAUGAUCCAUACUAAGGACGGGUCUCGGAUUGGCACGCUUUGUGUCAAACAUGGGAGUGCAAAGGAAAGAAAGAAGAUUGUCAAAGGAAUGAAAAGCCAUAUAUUAAAGAUUGCUUAUGACCAAUAUGGAAGCCUGGUGCUUGCAUGCAUUUGUUCCACUGUGGAUGAUACAAAACUCCUGACGAAGAUUGUGAUUCGUGAGCUUCAAACUAGUUUGAAGGAUCUCGUUCUUGAUAAGAAUGGAAGGCGUCCAAUAUUGCAGCUACUUCACCCAAACUGUUCGCGCUAUUUCAGUCCUGAUGAAAUGGCUUCUCUGAAUUUAUCCAUUCCCUCUCUCAGUGCAAAGAUGCCACUUGCAUUGCUAUGUUGCCAGGUUGCAGCUGAAUCCAUAUCCAAAGCAGAAGAGAACCCUGAAACAAAUGAAGAACCUGGCGAUGAGGAAAAUGAUGUAAAGGAAGAUUCAAUGGCUGAGGGAGAUGAAACUGAAGAUUUGGUGGAGGGUGGAAAGAAAGACCCUUUGACAAGAAGACAGGAAUUAUUGGUUGAAAGUGGCCUUGCUGAGAGUAUCAUUGAUGUAUGCACGGAAAAUGUGGAAGAGUUGCUUAGAUCAAAUUUCGGCAAGGAAGUCUUGUACGAAGUUGCAACGGGUGGUUCUGAAGGAAUUCUUUUCCCUUCACUUGGUGAGAAAUUGAACACCUUGCAUGAGGCGAUAGCAUCUGUUGCAGCAGAGCCAAAAUCCGAAGAGCCAGGAAAGGAACACGUCUUUGAGAAUUUUCACUCCAGCAGAACGAUCAGAAAGCUGAUCUUGGAUUCCCCAGGUUUCGCAGCCGUUCUGUGGAAGAGGGUUUUGAAUGGGAAGUGUAGCUUGUGGGCUCAAGGUCACAGUUCUAAGGUAAUACACGCCUUCUUGGACUCUACUGAUGAUAAAGUACGUGAACUCGCCAAGAAAGAGCUGCAGCCAUUAAUCAAGGACGGUGUUCUCAAAAUUUCGGAACAUAAGGAGGUAACUAAAAAGUGUAAAUUAUCAGCUGAAUGAGAGUAUGACAGAAGGGUUCAAAGCAAAAACCGAUAUUUGGCUCGUACUUAUGUACCAAUUUUGUAACGACAGACUUGUAAUUGGCUAAUAGCAGACUAUGGAAGCUUGUUUUUCUUGUCUUUUUGAGCUGCAUAUUUCUCUGUUCUUUUGCUUCAUGCUAGCAACAAGUUUCUUUUUCCUUUUUAAAGUUUAAAGCGUUGUUCUUAGCUUCAUGUAAAAGAGAUCAUCUGUUGUUAGAUCAUGGUCUCUGGGUUACAUGAAAAUGUGACAAAAUUAAUUGUUAAAAGAAUGCUG